Molecule: messenger RNA, 1891 nt
Organism: Bactrocera oleae (olive fruit fly)
Lineage: Eukaryota; Metazoa; Arthropoda; Insecta; Diptera; Tephritidae
Gene: Rnmt
Product: RNA guanine-7 methyltransferase
Biological process (GO): 7-methylguanosine mRNA capping
Cellular component (GO): nucleus
Molecular function (GO): mRNA 5'-cap (guanine-N7-)-methyltransferase activity
Source: RefSeq, a predicted model, not a curated record
GGUAAAGAAAAUCAUCGAGAAAUGUCAUAAAAGUGUCACAAAAAAUAAAAGUUAAAUCCGAUAUAUCAAUUGACUUGCAUUGGUAAUUACAUUAGUAAAUACGUUACUAUUUUCUUAUUGUAUUUGUUAAUAAUAUUGAUUCAUAAUUUCGUGGAAACUAGUGGUAGCACUGUAAAGGGAGCUGUUCCAAAAAUGUUGAGCAUAGACCAUAUGAAACAAACCUCAAUUCUGUUUUACAUUUGAUUGGUGAAACACAGUUGUCAGUUUAUUUUCAGUCAAAUUACACGCUAAUUUUUCUAGAUUUUUGAAUUUUUUAUUAUUAAUUGCAUCGUGUUCAAUGACUGAAAUAACUGAAAGCCAUAGUAGUAAAGGUGAAGACGAUGACAGCAGUGACGGUGAGCAUGCACAAAGAUUGCAAUCCACUUCCACUGGGUAUCAAAAUAUUAGAUUGCAACAACAGGUAGUCUCGCUUUCGGCCGAAAGUGAUGACAGCGACGAACCUAUUCAUAAGAUGCGAUGUAUUGAAAACACUGCCAAACAAAAGGAGUGCGGUACAAAAGAAGAAAGUGACAGCGGCGGUCCAGAUAAAGAUGUUGCUCCGCUCCCACUACAAUCGGGUCUACAUAACCGGAACGGACCCAGAUUUUAUCCGGUCAAGGACUGUCAACUCGACAGAAUUCUGCCGCUACAACAAGAAGAACAAGAACAACAUGAAGAUGUUGCUGAACAAAUAACUGAUGGCAAUAUGCACAUAGUUGCUUCGCAUUAUAAUGAAUUGAAGGAAACCGGACGCAAGGAGCGCCUCCAAUCGCGUAUUGUUUACAUGCGAAACUUUAACAAUUGGUUAAAGAGUCAACUCAUCGCAGAGUAUUUAGCACGCAUUAAAGAACAGCAACGUAUAGGUGAUCCUAUGCGUGUUCUAGAUUUAUGUUGCGGUAAAGGUGGUGAUCUUCUCAAAUGGGAAAAAGCCAAUAUAACCCAUCUUAUUUGUACCGAUAUUGCCGAGGUGUCUGUGGACCAGUGUAAAAAGCGAUAUGAAGAAAUGCAAUCGCGUGCGGAUAAGUCAAAAUUCGCUAGCAAAUUUUCAGCUGAAUUCUUUGCCUGUGAUGCCACUUUGGUACGUCUUCGUGAGCGCUACAAAGAUAAAUCACUUAAAUUGAAUUUGGUGUCAUGCCAAUUUGCAUUUCACUACUCUUUUGAGUCUCUGACUCAAGCCGAGUGCAUGGUUCGCAAUGCAGCCGAAUGCCUGCAACCGGGUGGAUAUUUUAUAGCGACUAUCCCGGAUGCAAAUGAAAUAAUGCGUCGCUUGCGUCAAUCGCCAAAUCCUCGAAGCAUCGGUAAUGAAAUUUAUAAAAUCGAUUUCAUAUGUGACACAGAUCCACCACCUCUUUUUGGUGCUAAAUAUCAAUUUCAUUUAGAGGGCGUCGUCGAUUGCCCAGAAUUUCUAGUGCAUUUUCCAACAUUAGUUAAAUUGUGUCUCAAACAUGGUUUAAAGCUAGAGCGUAAAGCACCUUUUGCAGAUUACUACAAAGAGUCGUUGGAAAAGGGCCGCUCGCUGCUGCAACGUAUGAAUGGUUUGGAAACUGUAAUACCAAAUCGACAAGGGAAGGAUCCCGAGUUUCAGCAUUUACAAACAUAUUUCAAAGGAGGUUCAUCAAAAUCCGUAGGAACGCUUUCGCAGUCCGAAUGGGAAGCUACAACACUUUAUCUUGUGUGUGCAUUCCGUAAGUGCAAAAACACAUGGGACAGUGAAGGCAAACCCGUUUUCGAGUUCGACUAGAUGCGUAUAAUAAUGUCUCCAUGUUCAUCGGGUGAAACUAUAAUAAUAUCCUUAAGUGUUUAUACUUGUAAUAGGCAGCAAUAAAACUUCUUUUACAUAUUUAAAAACUUU